GCCUCGUCACAACACAUCGUGAGCUUGAAAGUUAAACAACAACAAAAAAAUAAAUAGAAAAUUCGUUUUUUUAAGUCAUUUAACUAAUCAAAAUUUUUAUUUCCUUAAAAGUGAUUUGAGAAAUAUUUAUAUAGUCAGAGUCAGCAAUUAUGACUACAUAUAAUAAAAUCGCGAUUAGUUUUAUAUUAUAUGCAACUAUUGGAUAUGCUUUCGCCGAUGAGUACAUGAAGACCAAAGCCGAUUUUAUUAAAACAUGUAAAAUCAAGGAGCCGGGCUUCGUACCAUGUUCGACCGAAAGUAUUCAAAGGCUGUUCACGAAACUAGCAACAGGCAUCGAGGGCUUAGAUAAUCUUCAAAUUGAUCCAAUGAAAUUGAGUAAAAUAAAAAUUUUCGCCGGUGAUGGACCAGUUAGUAUAAAUUCAUCUCUAUCAAAAGCUGUCGUCACAGGAUUUGCUAACACAAAAGUUAUAGAAAGCGAUGUAAGCCCCGUCGACUACAGUUGGAUAACGAAAAUCUACUUGCCGAAAAUGCGAAUUGAAGGAAACUAUAACAUGAAGGGCAGAAUUUUGGUGAUACCUCUGAAUGGCCACGGAUCAUGUUUGUUCGAACCCAGUGGAAUGGACAUUACACUUUACACCAAGACCCACUUGUAUGAGAAGUUUGGUCAUAUUUUUUAUAAUGUCACUGAGACGCGUGUCGACUUCAAUAUAACUGGUUUGAAAUUACGCUUAGACAAUUUAUUUGAUGGCGUUAAGGUUCUAGAGGAAAGCACAAACAAAUACUUAAACGAAAACUGGAGGCCGGUAUCAGAAGCACUAAAGCCAAUUAUCGCAAAAACUAUCGAAGACAUUCUUCUCGGAAUAUUAAAUCGAAUUUUCCAUUUUAUGCCAGCUGAAUAUCUUGUAUCAGAUAUCGCCCAUCCGUCGGAGUUGUACGGAAAAUCAUAGAUCGUGCGGUUGAAGACGAUAAAUUACUAUACUUUUAGUUUCUGUAGCAAAAUUGAUGUAAAUUUAGAAGAUAAAAUAAUUUUUUAAAUAAAAUUGACUUGCUUCAUAAA
Molecule: messenger RNA, 1057 nt
Organism: Bradysia coprophila
Lineage: Eukaryota; Metazoa; Arthropoda; Insecta; Diptera; Sciaridae
Product: protein takeout-like
Biological process (GO): multicellular organismal reproductive process
Source: RefSeq, a predicted model, not a curated record